Messenger RNA from Aspergillus chevalieri, 4311 nucleotides. RefSeq names its product putative ubiquitin-specific protease UBP12 (gene UBP12). The record is from RefSeq and is a predicted model, not a curated record. The transcript has 3 exons. Gene Ontology annotation, molecular function: cysteine-type deubiquitinase activity. Gene Ontology annotation, biological process: protein deubiquitination. NCBI's taxonomy places the organism in Eukaryota, Fungi, Ascomycota, Eurotiomycetes, Eurotiales, Aspergillaceae. Bases 1 to 4311 code for a protein of 1436 amino acids.
AUGUCCGGUUCAGAAAAGAGGGAUGGCAGUGUCCCCCCUACCGAUCGCGAAUCGUCUCCUGGUGUUAAACGCCCGGCGUCAGAGAUCUCCGGACGAGACGUUGAGAUGGAAUUAAGAUCCACGGAAACUUCAAACGAUAAUCAUAAACCUAAUAACACCGGUUCCGACAACGUCUAUCCCGCUUCUUCCAGCAUGUCUACCUACACUGCACCGACAGCUACUCGCAGGGACUCCCAGUCCCAAGCCGCCGCCGGGUCGCAAGAGCAUCUCCCGUCAAUUGACGACCAGGUGGCCCAAGUGACACUCGCCAUGGCGCAACCGUUGCAGGAGAAGCAAAAGGGCUUUCUGCUUUCUAUGUCGUGGCUGAAACGGGUGCUUGCUCGGAGUUCGACCCACGGCGACAUGGUGGACAAGACUGCAGCAGAAGGAGAUGUCGGUCCUGUCGACAAUUCCGAUAUCGUUCUGGUAACCGAUCCGACUAUCUCGGGCUUCAAGGAUGAGGCCGGCGAACCAUUUGUACCUCUCCGUCCGGGGUUGCAGAUGGGCGAAGAUUUCGAAAUUGUGCCGCAGGGGGCCUGGGAUUCCAUUAUGCGCUGGUAUGGUCUGGCGGACCAGUCGCCCGCGAUCGUCCGUUACGCCCACAACACCGCGACUGGCGACACGGAAAACAUCCAAUAUGAGAUCAACCCACCCAUCUUUACCAUCGUCAAGCUACCAAACCCUGCGACUGGCACAACGCCCCAGACCAUCAAAGACAAGAACGCGGCCCCGGUUAAAAUGCUGGCAAGCCGACACACCAGCUUCCAGAAAUGGUUGAGAGAAGCAAAAGGAUUGGCCAAUAUUGAUAUGUCGACCAAGGUGCGUGUUUGGAGAGUUCUGGGCGGCCUAGGAAGCGCCAAUGCAUCCACCACAAUUACUCCAGCGGGAUCCCGCAGUGCCUCGCCGGCCCCAGCAUCAGCAGUCGCCAAUGCAGGCAACAAUCUGGUGCUCGACCUUAACACCUUCCUCUCUCUUUCGGAGGGCGCACAGCGUGAAGUUCUCGAAGAUGCAAAGGACCAGACCGCUAACCCCAAUUACAAUGGUCGUAUGACUUUGGAUUUGGCCGGACUGGGUGCCAGUGAUGCCAUCGUGCUGGAGGAGAAUGUCGGUGGUAAAAAUGGCGAGUGGGUGUCGGAAGCAUCCAAGCAGACCCUCAACCGCCUGGGCGUUUCUGCAGGCAACGUUAAGAAUGGCGUCGCAAACAAACUCAAGGAUAACAAGAAGAGUCCCGCGGCCAGUGGCCGCUCCUCGCCGGCACCAGAGCCGAACAGAGGCCGACGACGCAAGGAUGGCAAGUUCCGUGGCUGCACCGGACUGAGCAAUCUCGGAAACACUUGCUACAUGAACUCCGCUCUCCAGUGCGUACGGAGUGUCGAAGAAUUAUCCUACUAUUUCCUGAGCGAUGUCUAUAAGCAACAUCUAAACCCCAGCAACCCACUUGCGCACAACGGUGAAGUCGCGAAGUCAUAUGCUAACCUGCUGCGUCUGAUGUAUGAUGAGGCGGGUCAAUCAUCCUUCGCUCCACGACAACUCAAGAAUACCAUUGGCCGCUACGGACCAGCAUUCUCGGGCUAUGGACAGCAGGACUCCCAGGAAUUCCUUCUGUUCCUUCUCGAUGGUUUGCAAGAAGAUCUGAACAAAAUUCUCAAGAAACCGUACAUCGAGAAGCCCGACUCAACAGAUGAGAUGACGCACAACAGGGCAGCUCUAGAGAAUUUCGCCACCAAGUGCUGGGACAUUUACAAGGCCCGCAACGACUCUGUGGUUACUGAUUUGUUUGCUGGCAUGUACAAGUCAACUCUGAUUUGCCCUGAUUGUGAGAAGGUCAGCAUCAUCUUCGAUCCCUUCAACAAUCUAACACUUCAGUUGCCCAUUGAAAACCUGUGGAGCAAAUCGAUCUUCUAUUUCGGUCUGAAUAAGAAGCCAGUCUCCCUUGACAUUGAGCUUGAUAAGAAUUCGAGCAUCAAGUCAUUGAAGGAACUCGUCGCAAAGAAGAUGGGUUCUGAACCUGACCGUCUCAUUAUGUCCGAGGUUUACAAACACAAGUACUACAAAAUGUUCGACAACACAGGCUCCAUUGCCGAUCAGCAGAUCUCUGCCAAUGAUGAUAUUGCCAUCUUUGAGGUGGAAUCGGUGCCCACGAACUAUAAUCCGGACAAGCCCCCCAGGGCCUAUUUCUCCUUCAAUCGCCAGGACGAGAAGAUUCCUAGCUUCGAUUCGCCCAAGGCCGACCGAAUGUUGAUCCCUAUCUUCAACCGAGUUAUGGGAAAAGCAAGGAACAACAACCCGCGCAACGCACAACGGCAACUCUUUGGGGCGCCAAAUUACAUCAUCGUCAACCGGGAAGAGGCCUUCAAUCAUGAUGCCAUUCUGCAAAAGGUUCUGGCUGUGGUUGACACGAUGACGACCCGUGAUAUUUUCAACGAGCCAGAGCUUCUGGAAGAUGACACUGAAGAAGAGGCGAACGCUGAAGAUUCGGACACGGUUGUCAUGAACGAUGACGAUGCGCAGUCUGCCGACUCGAAGGUCAAGACCUCCUCUGUGGAUGGUGAGGAUGGCAUGGUGGACGUCUCGAUGCGUGACGCAUCUCAGGACACGGAUGCUGCUACUCCUUCGCAAGACGUUGAGUCCAGCAACCCUGACUCGAAAAAGGACAAUAUCGCCUCGGGCUUGCGGAGACUCUUCGACUUGAAGAUGCUUAUCAAGUCCAAUGAAGCCGUCCCCAUGGGUUUUUCAUCUCUGGAUGACCACAAGGAGUAUCCCUCGAUGGCAGGACGCGUGAAAGCAGCCGAGAAAGCUAGGAAGCAGGCUGAAGCGGCGUCUCAAGCCAACAAUGCGGAUGAGCAGGAGUCUGACCGCGGAGGGAACUCAUCUGACAGUGACAGCUCCGAUAUGUUCUCGAAUGAAACGCGGCCGAACGCCACGAAACCGCAGCCGGAGAUUCGCCCGCUUGUUCGCCCAGGUGAGGGUAUUAUUCUGGAUUGGAAUGAGAAGUCUUACGAUGCCCUCUUUGGUGGAACUGUCAAAGACAAGAACUCUGGUCGCGGUAUGGGCACUUGGGUCGACGUCGAACACGUCCAAGACCCCGAGCUGGCCAAGCGGCGUGCUCUGCGUCAGACCCGUAAGAAGAAGGGCGUCUCUCUCGACGAGUGUCUCGACGAGUUUAACAAAGAAGAGGUUCUCUCCGAGAAUGACGCAUGGUACUGCCCCCGGUGCAAGGAGCAUCGCCGUGCUAGCAAGAAAUUCGAACUCUGGAAGACGCCUGAUAUCCUCGUCAUGCACCUGAAGCGGUUUAGUGCCAGCCGUGGUUUCCGGGACAAGCUGGAUGUUUUUGUCGACUUCCCUGUUGAAGGUCUCGACAUGAGCGGUAGGGUGGAAAACCCUGAGCCAGGGGAGAGUCUAAUCUACGACCUCUUUGCGGUUGACAAUCACUACGGUGGACUUGGUGGAGGCCACUAUACUGCAUACGCCAAGAACUUUAUGAGCGGAGAGUGGAACGAGUAUAAUGAUUCCUGCGUAUCGAGACCCCUGGACCCACAAAGCGUGGUAACUUCUUCUGCCUAUCUGCUGUUCUACCGACGUCGAUCAGACCAUGCGCUAGGCGGUAAGGAACUCCGAGAGAUUACUGAAUCCUACAAGAAAAACAUGGAUGAUCCCGAGUCUCAAGCCAAUUCGCGGGCACCAUCUCCGUCGGGGGAAGGUCGGCGUCUCGGCGGCUCCUCCCGCAAUGGGUCGUCGAGCGCUUUAGCCGGAGUCGGAGCAGCUCACCAGGCGGGAGUUGGUGGGGUGCGAGCCGGAACGCAAGCGAAGAACGGGGACAAUGAAUCACCGCCGGAAUAUUCCCAGAAUCGACAGGAAGGUAUGCUUCUCGAUGAUGAAGAUGAUGAGGAUGACGGGGGAGUCCCAACCCACCGCCCGUGGCGCUUCGAAAAUGAGCCCUCGUGGUCGUUCGGCGCAAUUACGGAAGCUCACGGCCCUUCACAGAGAACAGGAAUGCUUCCACUCUCUGAGAGUAGUGACGAUGAGGUCUUUGACGAUGAUGCUGCCAGCGACCGGGCGGUUGGAGGAGGUAACAUGAGCGACUCGGAUAUGCAAUUGGCCUCGUUGACGGACGACCACGAGGGACAGCAUGGCGUGCCAUUUCCCGGGACACCUAGAGAUGAGGCACAAUCGAUUCAGGACAUCCCUCCGCCGUUGGACGCCGACGAUGAUGACGAACUUCCAGUGGUAGAAUUACGAGUAAACGACGAAGAUCGGAUGAAUUCGGAUUAA